Lontra canadensis (Northern American river otter) is the source of this 724-nucleotide messenger RNA. It is a transcript of the gene CHCHD5, whose product is annotated as coiled-coil-helix-coiled-coil-helix domain containing 5. Bases 204 to 569 code for a protein of 121 amino acids. The record is from RefSeq and is a predicted model, not a curated record. The transcript is spliced from 4 exons. NCBI's taxonomy places the organism in Eukaryota, Metazoa, Chordata, Mammalia, Carnivora, Mustelidae.
CGCCAGUACAGGCGGGACCGGAAGGAGAGACAGAGCGCCGCCAUGACAGGUUGGGCCUAAAGGGAACAGAAUGGGCCACUUGCCGGCUCUGCGACCGGAAAAAAUGAGGCAAGGACAGCCGAGUUGGGCGCCGCCAUGACAACCUGACCGGAAAAGGCGGAGCUCUCCUCCCGGACUGAUUUCCUACCCGCACCGGCCUGGAGAUGCAGGCAGCCCUGGAGGUCACGGCUCGCUACUGUGGCCGGGAGCUGGAGCAAUAUGGCCAGUGUGUAGCGGCCAAGCCGGAGUCAUGGCAGCGGGACUGUUACCACCUUAAGAUGAGUAUUGCUCAAUGCACAUCCUCCCACCCAAUCAUCCGUCAGAUCCGCCAGGCCUGUGCUGAACCUUUUGAGGCCUUUGAGGAGUGCCUUCGGCAGAAUGAGGCAGCUGUGGGCAACUGUGCAGAGCACAUGCGCCGCUUCCUGCAGUGUGCUGAGCAGGUGCAGCCGCCUUGCUCACCCUCAACUGCGGAGGUGAAGCCGCCACAAUCACCCUCAACUGUGGAGGCAAAGCCACUUCCUACCUCCUGAGGACUCUGAACCAUGGAAAAACUGGACAUGAGUGACUGGCUCCUUGAUGCCCCCAGCCCUGAAGAGUGGCCAGGUGGAGUUCUGUGGGGCCUGGACAUGAGUCUGGCUUCUCUGGACAGCAGGACUCACAAUAAAUAAAGACUCUAUAUACCAGA